UAUUUACAUUCGCGUUGCCAUCUAUGAAUAAUACAGUAAAUCAUUUUCAUAAAGUUUUUAGCCGACUCUUGUUUGUAUUUUUAUUAAUUUUUGGUAACAAAAUCAAAUAAAACCAGAAUAUGCAAAUUGUUAUUAAAGUUUUGAAAGGUAACGAUUUCACCUUAGAUGUGUCUCAAGCAACAACAAUCGUUGAGAUUAAAAAGGAAAUAGAAAAGAAAGUAAAUAUACCGUUGAAUUUACAAAAACUGUUAUUAGUUGGGCGCACACUAAACGAUGAACAACCGUUGUCAGCAUAUCCUAGCAUUAAAGAUGGUACCAAACUAAAUUUAAUAGUUAUGAAGCAGGAAGGUUUGAAGGAAAUUAUUCAUCGCUCCUUCCGCAAGUACUACAACGAGCAGCAAUCUGAACGCCUGACUAGAGAAUUUAUGCUAGACUUUGAAACAAAAUUGAGGCUAUUAAGUUUGGAUGAUAUCGAACGUCUUGCCGAACAUUUAAUGUGUAUCUAAAACUUUCCAUAUAAAUUGACAUAAUCUAUAAGUUUUUUUAUAUUUAUUCUCUAAUAAUGGAAUAAAAAAAAAAAACAAAACGUUUCUUAAAGUUG
Glossina fuscipes is the source of this 601-nucleotide messenger RNA. Its product is annotated as ubiquitin-like protein 4A. The record is from RefSeq and is a predicted model, not a curated record. The transcript is spliced from 2 exons. Gene Ontology annotation, molecular function: protein binding. NCBI's taxonomy places the organism in Eukaryota, Metazoa, Arthropoda, Insecta, Diptera, Glossinidae. The coding region runs from base 120 to 506 and encodes 128 amino acids. Gene Ontology annotation, biological process: post-translational protein targeting to endoplasmic reticulum membrane.